Columba livia (rock pigeon) is the source of this 2147-nucleotide messenger RNA. It is a transcript of the gene RRP7A, whose product is annotated as ribosomal RNA processing 7 homolog A. Gene Ontology annotation, molecular function: RNA binding. The coding region runs from base 850 to 1677 and encodes 275 amino acids. Gene Ontology annotation, biological process: ribosomal small subunit assembly; rRNA processing. Gene Ontology annotation, cellular component: UTP-C complex; CURI complex. NCBI's taxonomy places the organism in Eukaryota, Metazoa, Chordata, Aves, Columbiformes, Columbidae. The record is from RefSeq and is a predicted model, not a curated record. The transcript has 7 exons.
GACAAACUUCCUUGGAGUGGCUCUGUUCUCUAGCUCUGUGGUCAUGGCAGUAUUCUUUCUUUUUAACUGCUGGAGUCAAUGGUUGUCUAAACACCCCUCCAUGGUUUGUCGUACAGCAAUGUCUUGGUGUGCGUUGUUCUGCCUGUUCAGAAAGUCAGCUCUGGAAGUUACCUUGGUCUUGUAAUAGUUGACAAGGUGGCUUUGGGCAGUGAAAGAAGAGGAACCAGCUAUUCCCGGUCCUUUUCCAGCAGCUCCCCGUUGUCCUGGCUGUCACCAUGAUCUGUUUGCAUUCCCCUGAGCUCACCUACCACCCUCUGCCCUCACAUCUGUGCACAUCUGCCCUCAUGCAGCAUGUUUGUGAAGUUUGUGAUUUUUUUUUUUUUUUUAAUUUAUUUUUUUCCCCUGGGCUGUUAGAAAUCAUAAACCUGCAUAUGAAGUGCUGAUUGCUUCCACUACUUCAAUAUGUCUGGUCAGGACAGGUGGUAAUUUGUCAUAGCAUUUCUCUAUUUUUUUCCUUUGUUUUUUCCAAAACACGCUGACUUGACAGCAAUGCUGCAGUGUGUAAGUUUGUCUGGUGCAUUUUCAUUACUCUUGCGUGUACCAUUUCUUCUGAUAGUGUUGAUUUGGUGAGUCAGCUCUUUGUAAUUCAUUACUUUCACUGACGCUUUUUCGCCUUGUUUUAAUACCGUUGUUUUGGGACGGGCCUAGUCUCCCGUUCCCUCCCGCAGCGGGCGGCGGCGAGUCCGUCACGGCUCUUCCCGCCCCGAGGGCGCGGCCGCCGCCAUUAGCGCCGCCGGGAACUACAACUCCCGGCGUCCCUUGCGCGCCGCCGCUUCCCGCCGCGCUAAGAUGGCGGCCGCCGUGCCGCGUGUGGCCGGAGCGGCGCCGCCGGGGUACACGGCUCUGGCGGUGAAGUUCGGAGAGCGACAGCGCUCGCCCCACUACCUGCUGGUGAAGGAGCACCAGGUGCGGGAAGGGGCCGGCGCCGUGCACCCGCCGCGCCGUACUCUCUUCGUCCUCAACGUCCCCCCGUACUGCGGGCCGGACGCUCUGUCGAGGCUGUUCGCCCGCUGCGGGCACGUCCAGUCGGUGGAUGUCUGUGAGAAGCCAGAGCCAGGAGAGAAGAAAGAAAAGCUGACAUCCAAAUACUUCAACCGCAAACCAGUAACGGGAUUUCACGUAGCAUACGUGGUGUUCAGGAAGCCAUCUGGUGUCCAGGCAGCCAAGGCCCUGUCACAGGAAGGUCCCUUGCUGAUAUCAACAGAGAGUCACCCUGUGAAAACUGGCAUUAGCAAGUGGAUCGCCAACUAUGGGGCCUCAGUCGUGGAUCAGGAGGAGCUGAAGGCUGAGGUGGACGCCUACAUGCAAGACUACGAUGAAAAGAUAGCAGAGGAAGAAGCCAAAGCGGCCGAGGAGGAGGGUGUCCCAGAUGAGGAAGGCUGGGUGAAGGUGACGCGGAAGGGCCGGAAGCCCGGCCUGCCCCGGACAGAGGCUGCCAGCCUGCGGGUGCUGGAGAGAGAGAAGCAGAAAAGGGCCCGCAAAGAGCUGCUCAAUUUCUAUGCCUGGCAGCAUCGCGAGUCCAAGAGAGAGCACAUUGCCCAGUUGAGGAAGAAAUUUGAGGAGGACAAGCAGAGAAUCGCGCUGAUGCGAGCCCAGCGCAAGUUCCGGCCGUACUGAGCUGUGUUCUCAGAGGCCUGUGCUGGAGAGAUGCCUGUGGACUCCACGUGCCAAAGGAUUUCAAGGAAUUGAGGCAGCUUUAUGUUGUCCCCGCACUUUGAUCUGAAACGGGAGAUCCCAGCAGCUGCCGCUGGAGGGGGAGUUUUCUUCACUCGCACCAGUACCCUCCUGCUGUCCCGGCCAUGGUCCAGCCCUGCGGCACCCCUGCCUAGGGUGCCCAGGUCAAGGGGCUGAGGCACAUCCUGUGACAACCUGUAUCUCCCUGCCACCCAAAGCCUCCUAAAGUGUGGCAAGAGCUGGGAUUGACCCAGCACAGCCUCUGCAGGGGCAGGGAGUGGCUGAAGAACUGUAAAUAAACUGCUGCUAUGUUUUAAAAACAGGGGAAGGCAUCUCUCUCACCCUCGGUGUGCUGUGGGGGACGGCUGCUUGCCUGCCAACGUGGUGAUUAAAGCCAUGGCUUGUAUGCCAGA